This is a messenger RNA of Metarhizium acridum CQMa 102, 1860 nucleotides long. RefSeq lists its product as uncharacterized. NCBI's taxonomy places the organism in Eukaryota, Fungi, Ascomycota, Sordariomycetes, Hypocreales, Clavicipitaceae. The record is from RefSeq and is a predicted model, not a curated record. Gene Ontology annotation, molecular function: flavin adenine dinucleotide binding; NADP binding; N,N-dimethylaniline monooxygenase activity.
AUGACUGCUGCGAUUGAAGAACCGCUGCCCCGGGGCAAUAUUCAACGCCGUCCGAAUGGCGGGACUACACCUCCGCUCAACGUCCAGCCAUUUACCAAUGGGUUUGCACUCCAAGAAGACAUCAAUGGCUCGCAUGGCCCACCUGGGCUCUCAUAUGAGCUUCCCAAGGUUUCACUGAUAGAUAGAUUCAUUGACGAACCCCGCCCACUCCAAGUCGCCGUUAUAGGCGGAGGCUUGGCGGGCGUCCUUGCAGGGAUUCUCCUGCCGGCCAAAGUCCCCGGAAUUGACUUGACCAUUAUUGAAAAGAAUAACGACUUUGGCGGUACCUGGUUGGAGAAUAUCUACCCUGGCGUGCGAUGUGAUAUCCCCUCGCAUGUGUACCAAUCUACAUUUGCUCCCAAGAAAGACUGGUCGGACAAGUUCGCUCCAGGGCAAGAGAUAAGAGACUACUGGCAGUCAGUUGCUCGGAAGUACAAUGUUUACAAGUAUGCAAAGUUUGGUCACCGAGUUGACUCUGCGGCAUGGGACGCAGAUGCAGGCAAGUGGUCGCUUCGUGUGACCGAAACCAAGUCGGGGAGCCUAUCAACGCUAGAGUACGAUUUUAUCAUCGCAGCAGUUGGGCGUUUUAAUGACUGGAAGCUACCAGACUAUCCGGGAAUGUCAGAGUACAAGGGCAACCUGCGACACGCUUCAAAUUGGGACGCUACGUUUGAUCCCUCUGGGAAAACAGUGGCUGUGAUUGGCAACGGAGCAAGCGGAAUACAAGUCGUUGCAAACCUGCAGAAAAAGGUCGCCCGUCUUGACCAUUAUGCGAGAAGCAAGACGUGGAUAGCGACAAGCUGGGCAGGUGACGAGAGAACCCUCCCAGCACAGCCAAUAUCCCAAGAAGAGCAGAAAGGCUUCCAAGAUGACGAGGCAUACCUCAAAUUCAGGAAGGAGCUCGAGGACAAGUACUGGCGACGGUUCGACUCCUUCUUUCGCGGCACGGCUGAAAAUGCAGAGCUCAAGGCAAACUUCACCAACAUCAUGAAACGGCGCCUUGCCAGCAAACCAGAGCUCGCAGACCAAUUGGUGCCCGACUUUUCGCCAAAUUGUCGUCGACUUACUCCUGGGCCGGGCUACUUGGAAGCAAUUGUUCAAGACAAUGUAGACUACAUCCAGACAAAGAUCCGUCGCUUCACCGAGUCUGGUAUAGAAACGGAAGAUGGAAAGCACCGGGCUGUGGAUGCGGUUAUUUGCGCUACCGGAUCAAGACCAGACCUUAUUCCUGCGUUCUCAAUUACCGCCCAUGACAAGAAACUUGCCGACUUGUGGAAACAAGAUGGCGUCUAUGGGUUUCCCUACACAUAUUUUGGAGUGGCGACGCCUGGAUUUCCCAACCUGUUGUUCUUGCAUGGGCCACAUGGCACAGGACCUUCGGGGACGGUACCACAUUCUGUAGAGACGCAACUUGCCUAUUUCGCAAAGAUUCUGCGAAAAGUGUCGAGAGAAGGCAUCAAGUCGAUGGAUGCGUCUAGCGGAGCUGCCGACGACUUUGUCCAAUACUGCGACGCCUUCUUUGCCAACACGGUGCUGUCCGACAACUGCAGCUCAUGGUACAACGGCGGUCGCUCCGGGUCUCGAGUUCAUGGAGUUUGGCCUGGUAGCGCGGCUCAUUUGAGUAUAGUUCGGCGAGAGCCAAGGUGGGAGGAUUUCAAGUAUGAGUAUCUUGGCGAUACCGGCAAUAGAUUUCUCUGGUACUUUGGGAACGGCAAGACAAGCAAGGAGUUGAACCCGGAGUCGGACAUGACGUCCUAUCUGAAGAAACCCAGCGAGAUAGACUUGAGAGAGCUGUAUGAAAGCUGGUGGGAUUUACCAUGA